UUGAGCGCGGUCCUCUACUCCCCGACGAGACGUUCAAAUCUUUCAACUGGUCAUGGCUCACCGUCUAUUUGAGGGCAAAGCUCAUGCCGCUUCUUAUUGGAAGUACAGAGUUUCCCCAUCGGAUCAGCUGAUCCAGCAUGUGAUUACAUUUGUGGAAAAACAGAAAGGUGGACCCUUGUUGCUGGCCGUGGAUGUGGGCUGCGGCUCUGGGCAAGGUACGGUGCUGCUGGCCAAACACUUUGCGUCCGUGGUUGGCACGGACGUGAGCCCCGCCCAGCUGGAGGUGGCUUUGCAGCGUGCUCGAGAGCCAAACGUCACUUAUAGACAGUGCGUGGCUGAGGAGCUCCCGUUUGCCGACAGCUCAGUGGACCUGAUAACGGCCAUGUCCGCCUUCCAUUGGUUUGACCGACGGCGCUUCUUGCAUGAAGCCCACAGGGUCCUGCAGCCUCACGGUUGCCUGGCUUUGCUCAACUACACUCUGGAUAUGGAACUGGACUAUCCGGGCUGCUGCCUGCAGUCCCUCAACCAAGUUUGCAAAGAGUUCUACGCGGCUUUGCGUCCUUAUCGCAGUCCUCUUCUCGGUCCAAGUUCGAUCGACUUGUACCGGGAGGCCUACGAUUCCAUCCCUUACGCUGACAAAGAGUGGUGCGAGAACGUGUGGGUGAAGACGCCCAUGCCGCUCUGCGGCUUCAUGGGCUUUGUGGAAUCUUUCUCCAGCUAUCAGGCUCUAGUGAGGGAAGACCCCCAAAAGGCAGAGAAGCUCUCGCAGGACAUUUGCCAAAGGUUGAUGUCCAUCAUGAAGGUGACCUCCGCAGAGACGCAAGUGGUGGUGGGUGUCAAGUAUUUCUACCUGCUGGCAAGCAAAGAUGGCCCACGUGACAUAUAGACAAGGAGAAGCCUGCGCCAUUAUAACACGUAGCUGUUCAAAAGUGCUUUUAUUUUGAGGAAUUGUUGCUUAUUGUGGCAAAUAAAUGAAUAGCACA
Molecule: messenger RNA, 983 nt
Organism: Syngnathus typhle (broad-nosed pipefish)
Lineage: Eukaryota; Metazoa; Chordata; Actinopteri; Syngnathiformes; Syngnathidae
Product: putative methyltransferase DDB_G0268948
Exons: 6
Coding region: 53-886 (277 amino acids)
Molecular function (GO): S-adenosylmethionine-dependent methyltransferase activity
Source: RefSeq, a predicted model, not a curated record